CUCUCUCUUACUCAACCUAUCUUUCCCACUUUGAUCUUUUAAACAACUCUUUACGUUGGAUGACUAUGGGAGGAUAAGACUGUAUUGCACUCGGAAGCAGCAUGCCUUCUGUUCUUGUCUGACGCAACUGUUAUUUCUAUUCUGCUACAUAAUAAUAAACCCGGGCUUUCAGGCUUGAAGAACGAGCAGCUACUACUACCAUACUUUGUAACGAUCUGUUUGAGCAAAAUACAAUAGUGCGUUUAAAUGACAAGAGCCCCCCUAGCUUUUUGCAUCUCCAGAGUCUGCCACUGUCUUCCAAAUAGCCCUUUCUUUUUGGCAUAUCAUCCGAAAUAUAUCCUCAAGAUUUCAACAAGUGUCAGCUCAUUCGUCAUACGAGACUCGAUGCUUGGGUGGUGCUGUUAUGCACAUAUACCCUUUCACAUGUACUACAUACGCGAUGCCAUUGGCCGUGCGCACAAUCCGAUACCGUCAACAGAUAGAAAGUAGUAGCAUCAGGCUAUGGACAUGCAUUAAUAAUGACAUUGAAAAACAAAAGCGUGUUGCUCUGAGCGCACGUUAUCA
Messenger RNA from Zychaea mexicana, 564 nucleotides. RefSeq lists its product as uncharacterized. The record is from RefSeq and is a predicted model, not a curated record. The transcript is spliced from 3 exons. The coding region runs from base 247 to 489 and encodes 80 amino acids. Lineage: Eukaryota; Fungi; Mucoromycota; Mucoromycetes; Mucorales; Lichtheimiaceae.